CUGACUUUGAAUUGGGGUGUGUGGCUUGGUUACUCUUCUGUGUUGGGCUCUUGUUCUUUCCCAAUUUGCGCGCCGCUCUACCUAGCAGCAGCAUUUUGGACCAGCAUCUACGACACUGUCUAUUCCUCUCAAGUGAGGGCCAGGGGUCUUACUUUCAACUGGGGUACGCUACUCGGGUAUUCGGCCAUCGUCGGUCAUAUUGAUCCCUUAAUCUCUGUGCCCCUGUACAUUGCUGGCAUCAAUUGGACUUUCAUCUACGAUACUAUUUAUGCCCAUCAGGUUUGUUCAUUCCUCCUCGUGUGCAUCGAUAGUUUGAGUUUCGCGUUCAUUGCUAGGAUGUGUGAAAUCCGUGUGUGCUUGUGCGCGUGUCUCUGUCUAUCGAUUUGCUUGAACAAAUAA
Echinostoma caproni is the source of this 399-nucleotide messenger RNA. The record is from the annotation of a GenBank genome assembly. NCBI's taxonomy places the organism in Eukaryota, Metazoa, Platyhelminthes, Trematoda, Plagiorchiida, Echinostomatidae.